UUUUUUUUGAAAGAGUCCCCAAUCUUUUUUUCCCUUUUUCCUUUUUCUCCUUUUUUUUUCUUUUCUUUUUUAUUAGACUUACAAAGAAUAGAAUAGAUAUAUAGAUAUGGCUACUGCAACUGCUUCACAAUCUGCUCUUCAAAGGUUCAUCAACUCUCCUGCUGGUCCAAAAACCAUUCAUUUUUGGGCUCCUGCUAUGAAAUGGGCUCUUGUCAUUGCUGGUAUUGGUGAUCUCGCUCGUCCUGCUGAAAACUUGAGUUUAGCACAAAAUACAUCUUUGGUUGCAACUGGACUUAUUUGGACUCGUUAUUCUACUGUUAUUAUCCCAAAGAAUUGGCCAUUGUUUGCUGUCAAUUUAUUUGUAGCAGGUACUGGUUUGAUGCAAGUGGGUCGUAUCAUGAAUUACCGUAUGUCUGACGAAUACAAGCAAAAGCAACAACAAGAAGCUGCUGUUUCUUCUGCUUAAUUGUAUGACUAUAGAUGACGACUAGCUCUCUCUCUUUUUCUUUUUUUUGUUUUUGUUUUAUCGUUAUAUGUGAUCAUCAUACACACCUUUGUUAUGUAGUUUAUUCUAUUCCCCCUCCCAAAUCUAAAUAAAGACAUUUUUAUUUGAAUUCAUUUUA
Halteromyces radiatus is the source of this 623-nucleotide messenger RNA. RefSeq names its product mitochondrial pyruvate carrier. The transcript has 4 exons. Gene Ontology annotation, cellular component: mitochondrial inner membrane. The coding region runs from base 107 to 466 and encodes 119 amino acids. The record is from RefSeq and is a predicted model, not a curated record. Gene Ontology annotation, biological process: pyruvate import into mitochondria. Lineage: Eukaryota; Fungi; Mucoromycota; Mucoromycetes; Mucorales; Cunninghamellaceae. Gene Ontology annotation, molecular function: pyruvate transmembrane transporter activity.